UCCUCUUCCACUCUCCUGACUGCAACCCCCCCAGGGGCUGAGCUCCCCACCUGGGGGCACAGGCGCGGCUGGCCCACAGUCCAUCGCCUGCCAAGGGCCAAGAGCUGCUCUGACCACCUAAGGAUUCUACUUUUCAACCCAGGUGCCUUCAACUGACCCCUGCCUCCUGACCUCUGGUCAGCUGCCCUGCCCUACCCUUCCUAAGGGGCCAGGAGGCCCCUAGAAGCUCCACCAUAGACUUGGGUGUUGACACCUGGUUCACCUCAAUAGCAAAGGCUGCAAGAGGCUCAGUUCUCAGCCCCCAGCCUGGCUCACUAUGGCCCAGCGGCUCCAGGAUGAGCUGGCCGCUUUCUUCUUUGAGUAUGACACUCCCCGAAUGGUGCUCGUGCGCAACAAGAAGGUGGGCGUUGUCUUCCGCUUGAUCCAGUUCGUGGUUCUGGUCUACGUUAUUGGGUGGGUGUUUGUCUACGAGAAGGGCUAUCAGACUUCAAGUGGCCUCAUCAGCAGCGUGUCUGUGAAACUCAAGGGUCUAGCCGUGACACAGCUCCCAGGCCUGGGCUCCCAGGUCUGGGAUGUAGCUGACUACGUCUUCCCAGCCCAGGGGGACAGCUCCUUCGUGAUCAUGACCAAUUUCAUUGCGACCCUCCAGCAGGUUCAAGGCUACUGUGCGGAGCAUCCAGAAGGGGGUACAUGCAGAAAUGACAGUGGCUGCACUCCGGGGAAGGCAGAGAGGAAGGCACAAGGAAUCCGCACAGGCAAGUGCGUGGCCUUCAAUGACACUGUGCAGACAUGUGAGAUCUUUGGCUGGUGUCCCGUGGAGGUGGAUGACAAGGUCCCACGCCCUGCCCUUCUCCAAGAGGCCGAGAACUUCACUCUCUUCAUCAAGAACAGCAUCAGCUUUCCACGCUUCAAGGUCAACAGACGCAACCUGGUAGAAGAAGUUGAUGCAGCCUACAUGAAGACCUGCCUUUAUCACAAGAUCUUGCACCCACUGUGCCCUGUCUUCAAGCUCGGCUAUGUGGUGCAAGAGUCAGGACAGAAUUUCAGCACCCUGGCUGAGAAGGGCGGGGUGGUAGGCAUCACCAUUGACUGGAACUGUGACCUGGACUGGCAUGUGCAGUACUGCAAACCCAUCUACGAGUUCCAUGGACUGUACGAGGAGAAAAACCUGUCUCCAGGCUUCAAUUUCAGGUUUGCCAGACACUUUGUGGAAAAUGGGACCAAUCACCGGCACCUCUUCAAGGUGUUUGGGAUUCGCUUUGACAUUCUCGUGGAUGGCAAGGCUGGGAAGUUUGACAUCAUCCCCACAAUGACAACCAUUGGCUCUGGGAUUGGCAUCUUUGGAGUGGCCACAGUUCUCUGUGACCUGUUGCUGCUCCACAUCCUGCCCAAAAGGCACUACUACAAGCAGAAGAAGUUCAAGUAUGCGGAGCAAAUGGGGCCAGGGGCGGGUGAACAUGACCCCGCAGCCACCAGCUCCACCUUGGGCCUGCAGGAGAACAUGAAGACAUCCUGACCCUCAGCUCCAGACUCCUGACUGGACACAGCUUUGGUCAGGGGCCUUGGUGGGGUCCCAACCAGGACAGAGCGGUCUCCACAGGAGCUCUCCACCCUCUUAGCCAAGCAGACACUAGGUCUUGGCAGCUCAGAGUGGCCACUGGGAGAGACCUGUGCACAUCUGGGCUCUGGCCCCAACUCCACAAUCCCCAAAGGAGCUCUGCCCCAGCCUCGGCCACUCCUGGUCUAGAGGGACUGCAGCUGGGCAGGGCUCCUCUCUCGCUCUUCUAUUGGAGCUGUGUGCUUCUCUCUCUGGGCCUUCAUGCACCGCACGGCUUCGUGUCUCUAGAUCCAUGCUCUCCCAUAUGGCAGACACUAGCCACAAUGACCAUUUAAAUCAAUAUUAAUUUAAACUGAAUAAAACAAAAAAUUCAGCUCCUAAAACUAGCCACAUCACAACUGCUAAACAGACACAUGUGUCUAAUGGCUGCCAUAUUUGACUACAUAGAAUAUUACAGAAAGUUCGGUUGGACAGUUCGGAAGCAGAACUUCGGAAAGUUCUGCUUGAGCCCUCUUACUGGUGCCAGAUUUACCUAUGGAGCUUAUCAACAGUGCAGGCACCUGGGCCUACAUCAGACCUCAGAAUCUCUAGGGCAGGCCACAGAUAUGCAGCUAUGGCAAACUCCCUGGGCCAUUUUAAAGACUGAAAUUUCAGAACCACUCCUGAUUGGCCAUUGGAGGUAGCCUGGGCCUGCAUGAGCUGGCAGAUGCAGGUAUUGAGUAGGUGUGUGGUGUCCUUGCAGGCAUAUGGUGUCUCAUGUACACACCGCCCUGUGCACACUCAUCCUCAUGCACCACCACCCCCCCCAUCCACACUCAGGCCCUGCAAACACAACCAUCUGAAUAUACCAAUGCCCUCAAGUACAGAUGCAUGGUUCAUGCCACAACACCUCCAUAGGGAUAUGCUUCUCCUCAAGUGUGUCAGGCCAGGACAGUGCUUUCUAGCCACGAAUCCUUACUCAGCUACCUUGGGGUUGGUGCAGGGCCCUGGCCACACCCUGGGCUCCCUGCUUGUGGCCCAGCCUCGGCACCUCAAGCAUGCCCAAUUCUGUCUGACACAAGGUCUGGGGAACCUGAGUGAUGGAGUACAAUAAAAGGAAGGAG
Molecule: messenger RNA, 2661 nt
Organism: Nyctereutes procyonoides (raccoon dog)
Lineage: Eukaryota; Metazoa; Chordata; Mammalia; Carnivora; Canidae
Gene: P2RX1
Product: purinergic receptor P2X 1
Exons: 13
Coding region: 317-1516 (399 amino acids)
Biological process (GO): response to ATP; monoatomic cation transmembrane transport
Cellular component (GO): plasma membrane; nuclear inner membrane
Molecular function (GO): ATP binding; extracellularly ATP-gated monoatomic cation channel activity; purinergic nucleotide receptor activity
Source: RefSeq, a predicted model, not a curated record